Messenger RNA from Dromaius novaehollandiae (emu), 2401 nucleotides. It is a transcript of the gene PPP2R2A, whose product is annotated as protein phosphatase 2 regulatory subunit Balpha. NCBI's taxonomy places the organism in Eukaryota, Metazoa, Chordata, Aves, Casuariiformes, Dromaiidae. The record is from RefSeq and is a predicted model, not a curated record. Gene Ontology annotation, molecular function: protein binding; protein phosphatase regulator activity. The coding region runs from base 242 to 1585 and encodes 447 amino acids. Gene Ontology annotation, cellular component: cytosol; protein phosphatase type 2A complex. The transcript is spliced from 10 exons.
UCGCCCCCCCCGCCGGGUGACGUCACCCCAGCUCGGCCGGCGCCAUUUUGAAAGUGGAGCCGCUGGGGGGGGGCCGGAGCGAGGCGCGGAGCGGGGGCAGCCCCAGGAGCGGAGCCGGCCGCACCCCCGCCGCCAUCCGCCGCCAUCCGCCCCCCGCGGCCGCCCCCCGCCCGCCGCCGGCGGCGCCGCCGCGCAGCGCUGAGACCGCCCGACCCGCCGCGGCCGCUAUCACGAGCCCAACAUGGCAGGAGCUGGAGGAGGAAAUGACAUUCAGUGGUGUUUUUCUCAGGUGAAAGGCGCUGUAGAUGAUGAUGUAGCAGAAGCGGAUAUAAUUUCUACGGUAGAAUUUAACCAUUCUGGAGAGUUACUAGCAACAGGAGACAAAGGAGGUAGAGUUGUCAUCUUUCAACAGGAGCAGGAGAACAAAACCCAGUCUCACAGUAGGGGAGAAUACAAUGUUUACAGUACCUUUCAAAGCCAUGAACCAGAGUUUGACUACUUGAAAAGUUUAGAAAUUGAAGAGAAGAUCAACAAAAUUAGGUGGUUACCCCAGAAAAAUGCUGCUCAGUUUCUAUUGUCUACAAACGAUAAAACAAUAAAGUUAUGGAAGAUCAGUGAAAGGGACAAAAGACCAGAGGGCUAUAAUUUAAAGGAGGAAGAUGGACGGUAUAGGGAUCCUACUACAGUUACAACACUACGGGUGCCAGUAUUCAGGCCCAUGGACCUCAUGGUUGAAGCUAGUCCACGAAGAAUAUUUGCCAAUGCCCACACGUAUCACAUCAAUUCCAUCUCCAUUAAUAGUGAUUAUGAAACAUACUUAUCUGCAGAUGACUUGCGGAUUAAUCUGUGGCACCUAGAAAUUACAGACAGAAGUUUUAAUAUUGUAGAUAUUAAGCCUGCCAACAUGGAAGAGCUGACAGAGGUGAUAACAGCUGCAGAGUUCCACCCAAACAGCUGUAACACAUUUGUAUACAGCAGCAGUAAAGGAACGAUUCGUCUCUGUGACAUGAGAGCAUCAGCACUCUGUGACAGACAUUCAAAAUUGUUUGAAGAACCCGAAGAUCCUAGCAACAGAUCAUUCUUCUCUGAAAUCAUCUCUUCCAUAUCUGAUGUCAAAUUUAGCCAUAGUGGUCGAUAUAUGAUGACUAGAGAUUAUCUAUCAGUGAAGAUCUGGGAUUUAAAUAUGGAAAACAGACCUGUGGAAACAUACCAGGUGCACGAAUACCUCAGAAGUAAACUUUGCUCACUGUAUGAGAAUGAUUGCAUUUUUGAUAAGUUUGAAUGCUGUUGGAAUGGAUCAGACAGCAUUGUCAUGACAGGAUCUUACAACAAUUUCUUCAGAAUGUUUGACAGAAAUACAAAGCGAGACAUCACCUUAGAGGCAUCACGGGAAAACAAUAAACCCCGUACGGUUUUGAAGCCACGUAAAGUUUGUGCAAGCGGUAAGCGAAAGAAGGAUGAAAUUAGUGUCGACAGCCUAGACUUCAACAAGAAGAUUCUACACACAGCCUGGCAUCCUAAGGAAAAUAUCAUUGCUGUAGCUACUACAAACAACUUGUAUAUAUUUCAAGACAAAAUGAAUUAGGUUUGGCAUUCCUAACUGAAGAGUCCACUUCCUACAUAGUUGAAAUAGUUGAAUCUAGCAUUUGUACCUGUAAACGAAAGAGAAUGAGAGAGGUCCAUUAUGGCACCCCUUUCCAGUGUUUAAAAAUGUGCCAUAUGACAACACAUUUUUAUAGCUACAUGGAGAAAGCUCUGUUGAUCUGUUACUGUGUUCUUCUCCAUGUCUGCUAGCCAUUUAGGUGAGGAUAGGGCACUUUUUAAUUUAAAUGACUACUUGCACCAUCUUGCCUAAUGGACUAGAUUGGACUGUAUCAACAUUGGUUUACUCCACUUUUUAUGCCUUCCAUUGUGAUGACGUCAAACACAGGGAAAGCCUUCAAUCAUGCUAUGGGAUUUAAUUGUGUAACCUCAUUACUGUAUCAUUUGUGGCCCCCUUUUUUAUUAAAUACAGCUCAUUCUUGCUGUGGCUUGUAGCAUUCCUCCUCCUGGCCUCCUGGACUCCCCCUUUCCCUUUUAUCCCCCUCCACCUAGCCCUGGUGGUGGUGUAUAGAAAAAAAACAAAACAAAAUAAAGCACAUGAAAUGGGUCCGUUUGGGGUCAGUGGUAAAGGGGGUCUGUGUUGCAACAAAUGUUUUAAUAAACAGUUGACUGUAAUCACUCCUUGCCAUGUCUGGCACCAAAAAAGAGAAAAUAAGGAGAAAAACAAACAAACUACUGAAUAAAAGUGACAAAGAAUGGAGAAUCUGUUUUCUUUUUUUAAUCUACCUCUUUAUACAAAUACUCUGUGUUUUACCUUAGAUGCAUGAAAAUAAAAAGAUGUUUUUUGUAAUGAUUUUAA